Bombyx mori (domestic silkworm) is the source of this 2596-nucleotide messenger RNA. RefSeq lists its product as uncharacterized. Bases 868 to 2343 code for a protein of 491 amino acids. Lineage: Eukaryota; Metazoa; Arthropoda; Insecta; Lepidoptera; Bombycidae. The record is from RefSeq and is a predicted model, not a curated record. The transcript has 7 exons.
AAAACCACAAUGACUGGAUUGCCACGGAAAUUGCAACAAUAAUUUAAAUUUCUGCGUGAAAUAAUGAAUAUUUAUAUUUCUUGUGAGAAUCUUAAGCCUUCCAACACUGAAUAUAUCUUUGGCGGAAAAGGGAAGAGGGAAAAGCCGUUGGAUUUGGCCUCUAGAGUUCUUCCAAAAAAGUCCACUGAACUCUUUGUAAAUAACCACCACUUUAUUUACCAUCAAAUCUCUUAUUUUAAUUACAUUCUAAUUGAUUACAGCCUCAAAUAAAACAACUUCACCUUAUUUCGCUCCAUAUCACUUUUAUAUUAUAACAGAAUAUGUUCUUAAGUAUGUUAGUUUAAUGGUUAAAUAGUUUUAAACACUCGACACUGACAACAAUGACAUCACAAGAAGCCAUACUUAAAUAAAGAAGAGGGAAUAUUUUGUUUCUUCGUGUUUCUUUGGGUUUAUUCAAUGCAUAUCCACGCUUAGCCUGUCCUGACCUCACUCAUAAACUUGUUCAAAUUGUAAAAACAUUAGAGAUCAAAACUGUAAUGUAAUAGCACAGUCGGAUAUAAUAUUAUAUAAUGAUAAUAAUAUUUUUAACUAUCUCUGCAACUCGCAAUAACCGAUGAAAACAUCUAAAUAUUCAUUAGAGCUAAUGAACUAUAGAAGAAGACUACUUUUGACCAAAAAUCAAACAUCCUAUUAGGCUGAUCUAAGCGUUGUUAACUCAUAAAACACGAAAAACAAUCCCAGUAAGUACCGUACCCGGUAAUUUCUUAUCGUGUAAUCGGUGCAGAUAAGUUUUUCUUUUUCUUUUAAUAAGGCUAAGAAUCUAAUCAGUAGGUAAUUGUGAACACUGUAGUGAACACAGUCCGUGAAAUGUGUCUCUCUUUAAAUAAUUUCUGCUGUUGCAUCAGCCUGAGUACCGGAGCUAAAAUAGUUAGCGUUAUAAGCACAGCGGUUUCGGCAUCAAUAUUGGUCCUAUACGGAACCCCUGCUGUGUUGCAAAUGUUCAGUCUACCACCAGCGCGAGCAAUUUUCUACGGAGUCACAGCUGUAGCGGCGCUCUUUAAGACCAUAUUUGGAUGUAUGCUCAUCCACGGAACAUUUAGGGUAUUAUUACUAUGGAUCCUGUUACUCGCAAUAGCCGUCCAAACACAAAAAGUCGUGGAAAGCAAUGAAGAUCACGAUCUUUACUUUCAAAACGUAACAACUCUGUAUCCAGUCAUAAAUAAAACUGAACUUUAUAACAAAAGCAACGAAAGCGCUCUUCAAUUAAACAGAUGGAACAAACUAGGUGCAGUGUCGUGGAAAAUAGACGCUUCUUACGCCGAAUCAAAUUUAAAUGAUAAAGAUAACACAACUAACUGGACAAACUCAAGCGAUAUCAAAAAUAACAAAAUUAAUUUAAAAGAAAUUAAAUAUCAUAUUGCACAAAAUAAUAAUGCAGAUUCAAAAGAAGAAACAUUUCCAAAACAUUAUAUUGGUAAUCCACCGAAUUUAAUAAAUGCUAAAGAUAAUAUGAUGAAGGAAGUGAUAAAGGAAGGAAGUGAUGAAAAGUUUUUUAAAGAUGAUAAAGGAAGUGUCAAAGAGUUCAGGCCGAGUCAACCUCUGGGCACAUUUUUUGAUGAUGAUGAAUUUGUGACGGCCCCAUAUAAUGGUUAUAGCUCCAUUGGAAAUAAGCCUGAUUCAGUAUUCGUAAGUUCUCCGCCGGACUCCACAGGCCACAUUAUAAAACAUUCAGAAAGUCCAGAAUACCAAGCUUUUCCUUACAAAUUCGAAAGUCCAAUAUACGAAACAACGAAAGACACAUGGCACCCUGAUAACUUCGAAGCUAAACCAACAGCUGUUAUACCAUUUAAGGUUCCAGCUGGUGGAUUGUAUAAAUUGACUGAUCCUUUCCAAGAUCCAGUGAUCAGCAACGAGGACUUCGGAUUAACUGUUAAUGGAGAUCAUAAAGAAGAAUACCACGUGAUUAAAAGAGCUAAUCCCUGGAAAAAUCUGCUUCGUUUGGUCAAAGCGUUCAUCCCAGUUGGUCUGAUCAUCGCAGCACUCACCCCUAACGUCAUCACCAUAGAAAAUUCAGGACCAAGCAAUCAAAAUCCAAACAUCUACAGGCGUUCAGAAGCUGGGAUUCCAGAUGUAGCUCCGAUAAGCGAGCGAUGUCGCAGAAGACUCUUAUGCGAACUUCGUUCAGACAUCAACUACGUGAGCGACUCGAAUAAUUUUCGCGGAAUUGGAAAACAAUGUUACAAAAUCCACUGCGAGGACGCUCAUACCGUACAGAAGAUGCUAAACUGGCUCUUCAGCUACUACAGACCAGCGAAUGGCCAAAGCAGAACGAACUACACUUGACGACGCGGUUACUGUUUGAUGUUUUAUUGUUUUAUUUAUAUAAGUUUUUGGAACGAAGUUCCUUAUGGGACGAUGCGGAGCGGGUACCCUAACCGAGAAAAAACGUCCGUAACGUAAGAUUUUUAUUAUUUAUGUAUAAUCUUUGUAUGAUGGCUAUACAGUGUCUAAUGUAUAGUCUACGUGAUGACGGUUAUUAUUAUUAUUCAUAUAAAUAGCUAUUUCUUGAAUAAAAUAAAGUUGAUAACUUUGUAAA